This is a messenger RNA of Penicillium canescens, 936 nucleotides long. Its product is annotated as TauD/TfdA dioxygenase family protein. The transcript has 4 exons. The record is from RefSeq and is a predicted model, not a curated record. Gene Ontology annotation, molecular function: oxidoreductase activity. Bases 1 to 936 code for a protein of 311 amino acids. NCBI's taxonomy places the organism in Eukaryota, Fungi, Ascomycota, Eurotiomycetes, Eurotiales, Aspergillaceae.
AUGACUCUUAGCUCAGAAAUACCAACUUUCCACCACAUCUCAGUCAAGCCUCUGCAUCCGACCUUCGGUGCGGAGAUUAGUGGAGUGGAUAUCUCAGUCCCGUUGGCCGGUGAGAUAUGGAGUGAAAUUCGGCAAGCCGUCACAAAAUGGGGAGUCGUCGUCUUCCGUGGCACAAAGCUUACAGAUGAGAGCCACAUUUCAUUCUCCAAGUACUUCGGAGAGCUAGACGACGUGAGACCAUACAUUGCAGCAGGUCGAAAGAAUCGUCUCAAGUACCCUGAACUCUUUGACGUUAGCAACGUCGAGAUUGAUGGGACCAUUCUCGACCCCAGGAGCGCGCGUGGUCAAGCGAACAAGGGAAACCAUCUUUUCCACGUGGACUCAAGCUUCAACCCCCGCCGAGCCGCUUCCCCAUCUGGAAUGGGAGGCCACACCGAAUUUGCAGAUACGCGAACGGCAUUCGAAGACCUCCCAGCCGAUCUCAAAGAAAGUCUCUUGGCAAAUGACUAUAUUGCCUGUCAUUCAAUGCAUCACUCUCGCAAAGUCGCUGCACCUGAAGCCUUUGCCCACAUCAACCCGCUUGAUCACCCAAUGGGCCGACACAAACUGGUUCAACGUCACGAAGCCUCGGAUAGAAUGAACUUGUAUAUAGCGGCCCAUGUGCACCACAUUGAAGGACUUGAGCCGGAGAAGUCACAAGAAUUGUUUGAUAAAUUGUUCAAGCAUGCUACUCGGGAGAAUAAUGUGGUGGAGAUUGAGUGGCAGACCCCGGGUGAUUUGGUCGUUUGGGAUAACACCUGUACUAUGCACCGAGCUGUUGGGGGUCCAUUUUUGAAAACGUACAGGAGAGAUAUGAGGCGGACCACGGUUCAUGAUUCGAGUUCUCAGGCUUGGGGAUUGAAUGAGCAUACUGAUGUUAGGCAGGGGCUUCCUUGA